CUCACACUCUCAGCUGCGGAUACUCCGCCAGAACGGCGGGAUUUCUGCACGCAAUGCAAUGAUACAUGCCACAUCAGUUGUGACUCUCACGCGCCGACCCUCACCUCUCAUUCUUGACUCGUGCAAUGAUGAAGAGCACGCCAGGCACGGCAGCCAGGGCAAGGCCCACGAUGAGAGAGGAGGGCAGGCUGUGGGGAAUCCCAUACGCCAGACCCACAUAUGCGAUGCUGCAUGUCGGGUGGCGCACACGGACGAAUGUAUCGGAAUGUUCAAUGAAGCGGGCGGGUGUCUCGCUUGCUCACAGGCAUUCGACGGCGCCCCUGACGGCAAAGUCCCGCAGCACGAGGGGAUUCUGCGUCGGAUUGCACCACGGCUUACAGCACGGCAGGUGGGGGGCCGUGGUUACAGCACGGCAGGUGGGGGGACUGAAUGCAGGCGGGAGAGACACACGAACACGCAUGUCUGCUCCUGUUCUGUCAUAUUGGCGGCCUCUUGCUCACUUCAAUCACGAGGAUGCAGGCGGCGCACAGCCUGCUCAACCACAAAGCACAGCGGGGGCAUGGAUACAUCGCAGACUUGCGAUGGCCUUUGCCUUUGCAGUGGAUGAUGUGUCUCGACUGCUCACCAUGCCCAGAGGGCGACGAAGAACGUCCUCCUGUUGUUGAGUAACAUCAGGAAGGCAGAGAUCAAGAUGAAGACGGCCACAGGUAUCGAGAGAUAGUUGGCCCAGCCCCAUGCCUUCUCCAGUCGGCCAAUCCAGGGCCUCACGCGGCGUAUCCGCCUGCUGCUGCUGUCUCUCUCUCCCUCUCCCUUGCUGGGUGGCCGUCCUGCUUUGGCUGUCUUUGAUGGGCUCUUGGGGCUUCCUUGGUCACGCGGGCUUCUUGACGGCUGAGAGCGCGGGCUUCUCGAAGGUGCCGGGGAACGGGACUUAGAACUCAUGUGCUGAACUGCGCUGCGAUAGUCACGGAAGGAUGUCAGAAGGAGAAAGGUGUGUGGGCGUCUUGG
Vitrella brassicaformis is the source of this 1005-nucleotide messenger RNA. The record is from the annotation of a GenBank genome assembly. NCBI's taxonomy places the organism in Eukaryota, Vitrellaceae.